UGCUACCCAGGACGAUGAGCAGCUGAGAUGGAGACAUCAGCCUCGACCACUGCCGCGGAGAAGCAGGAAGCCAAAAGUGGGAUCCUGGAGGGCAGAAGCUUCCCUGACUCGGGCAAAAAGACCUCUCCUCUGGCGGUGGCUGCCACGGCUGCAGCUGCCCAAGGAGUGCCACAGCACCUCUUGCCACCGUUCCAUGCACCCUUCCCGAUUGACAUGCGACACCAGGAGGGAAGGUACCAUUACGAGCCUCACUCUGUCCACGGUGUGCACGGGCCCCCCACCCUGAGCGGCAGCCCUGUCAUCUCUGACAUCUCCUUGAUUCGGCUUUCCCCGCACCCUGCUGGCCCUGGGGAUCCCCCCUUCAAUGCCCCCCACCCGUAUGUGAACCCCCACAUGGAGCACUACCUCCGCUCUGUGCACAGCAGCCCCACGCUCUCCAUGAUCUCUGCAGCCAGGGGCCUCAGCCCCGCUGAUGUGGCCCAAGAGCACCUUAAGGACAGGGGACUGUUUGGCCUCCCUGCCCCAGGCACCAACCCCUCAGACUAUUACCACCAGAUGACCCUCAUGGCGGGCCACCCUGCACCUUACGGGGACCUGCUGAUGCAAAGCGGGGGUGCUGCCAGCACGCCCCAUCUCCAUGACUACCUCAACCCAGUGGAUGUGUCACGUUUCUCCAGCCCAAGAGUGACACCCCGCCUGAGCCGCAAGCGGGCGCUGUCCAUCUCCCCUCUCUCAGACGCCAGCCUCGACCUGCAGCGCAUGAUCCGGACCUCUCCCAACUCGCUGGUGGCCUACAUCAACAACUCUCGUAGCAGCUCGGCGGCCAGUGGCUCCUAUGGGCACCUGUCGGCAGGAGCCCUCAGCCCAGCCUUCACCUUCCCCCACCCCAUCAACCCCGUGGCCUACCAGCAGAUCCUGAGCCAACAGAGGGGCCUGGGCUCAGCUUUUGGGCACACACCACCCCUGCUCCAGCCCUCGCCCACCUUCCUAGCCCAGCAGCCCAUGGCCCUCGCCUCCAUCAGUGCCGCACCCUCCCAGCUCAGCAGUAGUAGCAAUUGUCUGGGUGAUGCCAACCAGAACAAGCAGAGCAGCGAGUCGGCUGUGAGCAGCACUGUCAACCCCAUCACCAUUCACAAACGCAGCAAGGUCAAGACUGAGGCCGAGGGCCUGCGGCCAGCCUCCCCAUUGGCCCUGACUCAGGGCCAUGUGUCAGGACAUGGCUCAUGUGGGUGUGCAAUUCUCCCCUAGGAGCAGCUGGCCGACCUCAAGGAAGACCUGGACAGGGAUGACUGUAAGCAAGAGGCUGAAGUGGUCAUCUACGAGACCAACUGCCACUGGGAAGACUGUACCAAGGAGUUUGACACCCAGGAGCAGCUGGUGCACCACAUCAACAACGAACACAUCCACGGGGAAAAGAAGGAGUUCGUGUGCCGCUGGCAGGCCUGCACACGGGAGCAGAAGCCCUUCAAGGCUCAGUACAUGCUGGUAGUGCACAUGCGGCGCCACACGGGCGAGAAGCCCCACAAGUGCACGUUCGAGGGCUGCUCAAAGGCCUACUCUCGCCUGGAGAACCUGAAGACGCACCUGCGGUCCCACACUGGGGAGAAGCCAUACGUGUGUGAGCAUGAGGGCUGCAACAAGGCCUUCUCCAAUGCCUCAGACCGCGCCAAGCACCAGAACCGCACCCAUUCCAACGAGAAACCCUAUAUCUGCAAGAUCCCGGGCUGCACCAAGAGGUACACAGACCCCAGCUCUCUCCGGAAGCACGUGAAGACAGUCCAUGGCCCAGAUGCCCAUGUCACCAAGAAGCAGCGAAAUGAUGUGCACCUUCGCACGCCACUGCUCAAGGAAAUUGGGGAGAGUGAAGCCAGCACCGAGCCUGGUGGCCGGGCUUCUGAGGACAGUGCUGAGGCCAGCAGCACCAUCCAGGCCGUGGAGGACUGCCUGCAUAUCAAAGCCAUCAAGACCGAGAGUUCCGGGCUGUGUCAGUCCAGCCCCGGGGCCCAGUCAUCCUGCAGCAGUGAGCCCUCUCCCCUGGGCAGUGCCCCCAACAAUGACAGUGGCGUGGAGAUGCCGGGGACGGGGCCCGGGAGCCUGGGAGACUUGACGGCACUGGAUGAUACGCCCCCAGGGGCUAAUGCCUCAGCCCUGGCUACCCCCUCCACUGGUGGCUUGCAGCUGCGCAAACACAUGACCACCAUGCACCGGUUUGAGCAGCUCAAGAAGGAGAAGCUCAAGUCACUCAAGGAUUCCUGUUCAUGGGCCGGGCCAGCCCCACAUACCCGGAACACCAAGCUGCCUCCCCUCCCGGGAAAUGGCUCCAUGCUGGAAAACUUUAGCGGCAACGGGGGUGGCGGCCCAGCAGGGCUGCUGCCCAACCCGCGACUGUCCGAGUUGUCUGCCAGCGAGGUGACCAUGCUGAGCCAGCUGCAGGAGCGCCGCGACAGCUCCACCAGCACGGUCAGCUCUGCCUACACCGUGAGCCGCCGCUCCUCUGGCAUCUCCCCCUACUUCUCCAGCCGCCGUUCCAGCGAGGCCUCUCCCCUGGGUGCAGGCCGCCCGCACAAUGCCAGCUCGGCCGACUCCUACGACCCCAUCUCCACAGAUGCAUCGCGGCGCUCAAGCGAGGCCAGCCAGUGCAGUGGAGGCCCAGGGCUACUCAACCUCACGCCUGCUCAACAGUACAGCCUGCGGGCCAAGUACGCGGCAGCCACCGGUGGCCCACCACCCACACCGCUGCCCGGCCUGGAGCGCAUGAGCCUGCGGACCAGGCUGGCGCUGCUGGAUGCGCCUGAGCGCGCGCUGCCUGCCGCCUGUCCACGCCCACUGGGCCCACGGCGGGGCAGUGAUGGGCCAACCUACGGCCAUGGCCACAGCCAAAUGGGGGCUGCGCCCGCCUUCCCUCACGAGGCCCUGGGCAGCGGCGCUCGGCGGGCGAGUGACCCUGUGCGGCGGCCGGAUGCCCUGGCUCUGCCGCGGGUGCAGCGCUUCCACAGCGCCCACAAUGUGAACCCAGGCCUGCUGCCUCCAUGUGCAGAGAGGCGAGGCCUCCGCCUGCAAAGCCACUCGAGUGCUGACAGCAGCCUAGCCCACAGCGCAUAUUCGCCCCGGCCGCCCAGCAUCAGUGAGAACGUGGUGAUGGAGGCCAUGGCCGCCGGGACAGACAGUGUCGGACCUGACGCUGACCUGGAGCUUCAGGAGGACGACCUGGUGCUGCCCGAUGACGUGGUACAGUACAUCAAGGCGCAUGCCAGUGGCUCUCAGGAUGAGAGCUCUGGGCAGGUAUAUGCCACAGAAGGCACCAGUUUCUCAGACAACCCCAAACUGCCUAGCCCAGGGCUGCACAGCCAGCGCAGGAUGGUGGCUGCAGAUUCUGACCUGGGCCCCUCAGCCCCUGUGCUGGGAGGCUGCCAGCUGGGCUACGGGACCCCCUCCAGCCUGAACAAAGAUAACAUGCCUGUGCAAUGGAAUGAGGUGAGCUCCGGCACCAUGGAUGCCCUGGCUAGCCAGGCAAAGCAACCACCCUUUCCUCAGGGCAACCUUGCCACAGUGCAACAAAAGCCAGCCUUUGGCCAGUACCCAGGCUACAGUCCACAAGGCCUUCAGGAGAGCCCUGGGGGCCUGGACAGCACUCAGCCACACCUUCGGCCCCGGAGCAAUACCUCCUCCACACCUAGGGUUAACUACAUGCAGCAGCUGCGACAGCCAGCAACAGGUGGCCAGUGUGCCAACAUGACCACCGUUAUGAGCCCCCAGACAGGCUAUGGGCAAGCCCACUCCCAGCUGAGCCCCAGCACCGUCAGUGGUGCCCUGAACCAGUUUCCCCUAUCCUGCAGCAACAUGACUGCCAAGCCAGGCCACCUGGGGCACCCUCAGCAUGCAGAAGUUGCCCCUGACACCAUCAUGAUGGGCAGUCGUCUUAGAGAACUUGGGGUCCCCAAUUCUACCCUGGCUGGGGGCCCACCACCUCAUCCAGUCCAGAGCUACCCACAACAGAGCCAUCACCUGGCAGCCCCCAUGAGCCAGGAAGGAUACCGCCAGGGCCCUGGCCUCCUGCCUUCCCACCAGCCUGGCUUCAUGGAGCCCCAGCCAGGCACAAUGGGCGUGUCUGCUGCAAGCUUUGGCCUAGUGCAGCCCCGUCCACCCCUUGAGCCUAACCCUGCUGGCCGCCACCAUGGAGUGCGUGCCGGACAGCAACAGUUGGCCUAUGCCAGGGCCACUGGCCAUGCCAUGGCUGCUGUGCCAGCCAACCAGGAAACAGCGGAAGCUGUGCCCAAGGGAGUGAUGGGCAACAUGGUGUCGCUGCCACCUCAGCCGCCUCCACAGGACAUGGGUGGGGCCCAGGACCACAGCAUGCUCUACUAUUAUGGCCAAAUCCACAUGUAUGAACAGGAUGAAGGCCUGGAGAACCUCGGAGGCUGCCAGGUCACACGGUCCCAGCCACUGCAACCACAAGCCUGCCCAGACAGCAUCCAGCCCCAGCCCUUGCCAUCCCCGGGGGUCAACCAGGUGUCCAGCACCGUGGACUCCCAGCUCUUGGAGGCCCCCCAGAUCGACUUCGAUGCUAUCAUGGAUGACGGCGAUCACUCGAGUUUGUUCUCGGGGACACUGAGCCCCAGCCUCCUCCACAGCCUCUCUCAGAGCUCCUCCCGCCUCACCACCCCCAGAAAUCCCCUGACUCUGCCCUCCAUCCCCACAGGCAUCAGCAACAUGGCCGUGGGUGACAUGAGUUCCAUGCUCACCAGCCUGGCUGAGGAAAGCAAGUUCCUGAACAUGAUGACCUAA
This is a messenger RNA of Otolemur garnettii (small-eared galago), 4785 nucleotides long. RefSeq names its product GLI family zinc finger 2 (gene GLI2). Gene Ontology annotation, molecular function: DNA-binding transcription factor activity, RNA polymerase II-specific; RNA polymerase II cis-regulatory region sequence-specific DNA binding. Gene Ontology annotation, biological process: regulation of transcription by RNA polymerase II; smoothened signaling pathway. The transcript has 13 exons. NCBI's taxonomy places the organism in Eukaryota, Metazoa, Chordata, Mammalia, Primates, Galagidae. The record is from RefSeq and is a predicted model, not a curated record. Gene Ontology annotation, cellular component: nucleus.